UUCCUCCCAUAAAGACCAAAACCAAAAAAAGGCACAAAAUUAUAAAUAUCCCAAGUUAUUCCCAACUUUCAUAAAAGUUAUCAUAAACCAAUUCAUAAUAAUUCCCCAAAUCUCUUUUCCAAUUACCCCUCAAAUAAAUAAAUGGCGUCAAUUAUAGGAAAAACGUCGAAAACUGCAUUGUUACGCUUUGAUCAUACCCCAGAAAAGUGACGUUUUUCUAUCAAUUUUCAUUUUUCCUAAAGUCCAAGGAAUGGAGGAAGUGAAUAAAAUUCUGUACAUAGUGGUAGUCGAUAAUGAUGAAAAUAAUAAGAAAGGUAAUGUUGGGAAGAACGAGAAGGAGGAGAAGGAGUCUUUUCGUUAUACGCGUUCACUUCUUCAGAGCACCUUGCAACUCAUGGGAUGUAAACCUCGUUAUGCCACCAAGAUUAGUAAGAGGGUCUUUGGAUGUAUCCAAAGUCAAAGCUCUAAGGAUGACAAAGACAUUGUAGGAAGAUGUACUUCCAAUGCUGCAAGUAGUCUGCUUGUCAAAUCUGAAGAAAACGAAGAAAGUAAGAAUGUGUCUUCGGAGUUGUACAAAAGGCGCACAACUGUGUUCAUCAACAGGGACAAGUUCAUAGACAUUGUAUGUGAUGCUCUAGCUGAAUAUAAAUACAUUGGUCCAAAUCAAAAAGCAGAUUUGAUUUUGGCUUGCAGGAUUCGUGAAAGGAAGGGAUCUCUAACUGUCCUGUUGUGUGGAACUAGUGGCUGCGGGAAGUCAACGUUGUCUUCAAUACUGGCUAGCAGAUUGGGUAUCACAACUGUGAUAUCAACAGACUCUAUCCGGCACAUGAUGAGGAGUUUUGUAGACGAGAAAAAGAACCCGUUGCUGUGGGCCUCAACCUAUCAUGCAGGGGAGUGUUUAGAUCCUGUUGCUGUUGCAGAAGCAAAAGCUAGGAGGAGGGCUCGGAAAAUGGCUGGAAUGUCAUAUUCGGUUUCUAAAGAUCAAUUGUGUGAUAGCAACACUCAGGAAGAGAAAUCUGAUAGCCUGCAGCCAGAUGCAGUUGCUAACAGUGCUAACAGUACUGAACUCAUCAUAAGUCCAAAACAAAUGGCUGUUGAAGGAUUCAAAGCGCAAAGCGAAAUGGUCAUUGAGAGUCUUGAACGCCUUAUUACUUCAUGGGAAGAAAGGAAAGAAUCGGUAAUCAUUGAAGGGGUACAUUUAAGUCUCAAUUUUGUGAUGGGGCUAAUGAAGAAACAUCCAUCAAUAGUACCUUUUAUGAUAUACAUAACAAAUGAAGAUAAGCAUUUGGAAAGAUUUGCAGUUCGCGCCAAGUACAUGACACUAGACCCUUCAAAAAACAAAUAUGUGAAAUACAUCAGAAAUAUCCGGAGAAUACAAGAAUAUCUAUGCAAUCGAGCAGACAAGCAUCUAGUGCCAAAAAUCAACAACACGAACGUUGACAAAAGCGUGGCAGCUAUCCACGCCACGCUAUUUAGCUGCCUAAAGAGGCGUGAAGCGGGAGAACAGCUUUACGAUCCUGCUACAAACACUGUGAGUAUCAUCCAUGAAGAGUACAAGAACCAAUGCGCUGCACAUUCUUUGAGUUCAAAGGGUAUAUUUCAGUUGAUUCAAAGGAAGGGUUCAUCAAGGCAUUUGAUGGCCUUUGUUAAUGAUGAUGGUUCAAUUGCAAAAGCUUGGCCAGUUGAUACUUCAGAUAAUAGAGGAACACCGAUGUAUGGGUGUUUGCAUAUUGGUAAGGCAGAGCCUGUGAACCUUCAGUUUGGUCAUUUUGGGAUAAGUGCUUGGCCAAGUAGUGAUACUGGUGGAACUAGUCAUGCUAGUAGUUUUGAUGAAUCUAAGACUGAUUGGCUUUGUACUGAUACUAGCAGUAAGUGUUACUCUUCUUGCUGUAGCUCUCCUCGGAUGUCUAAUGGACCCGCUAAGAGGGUUAAGGAGGAACACUCAGUUUCCGGUAGUGAUGAAGAAGUUGAUGAUCCCCCUGAAGUAGACAGUGAUGAAGAUCUCAGUGAUGGUGGCAAACAUACUCAUGAAGAGAUUGAAGGAUCUGUUGAUGAGGAAUCAGCAAAGUCUGAUGAAGAGUAUGACGAACAAGAGAACACUUAUAAUGACGAGGAGUACACAGAUAACUUAUCAAAUUUUCUGAAGAACAAUAAAAACAAAAGCGACAAAUUUCCUCCAACGCUUAACAUGUAUUUGAGAGCUCAGAGUGAGCCUUUAUCAGAACAGAAUGGCACUAACUCUUCCCUUCUUGAACAAGGGAUGAGAAUAAGAACACGCCGUAUUUAAAAAAAUUCUAGGCCGAAGAAACACUCCCUUCAGCAACUGAUUCUAUUCAGUAGAACAAUUUUGUUCAGUAGAGAAAAUUAGAGCCAUGUAUAGUUAAAACUUAAAAGGGUGUUGAGCAUUGUUGUUGUUGUUGUUGUUGUUGUUGUUGUUGUUGAAGUGUUGGCAUCAUCAUCGUUGUAUUUCUUGUUGUUACGAUGUUAAGUGAACAUGGAUGUCUGUUGGUGAGAUCGAUCAAGAUGCUAAUUAAGUUUGUCUGAGUUAGACAGA
This is a messenger RNA of Spinacia oleracea (spinach), 2554 nucleotides long. RefSeq names its product P-loop NTPase domain-containing protein LPA1 homolog 1. Lineage: Eukaryota; Viridiplantae; Streptophyta; Magnoliopsida; Caryophyllales; Amaranthaceae. The coding region runs from base 251 to 2287 and encodes 678 amino acids. The record is from RefSeq and is a predicted model, not a curated record. The transcript has 8 exons.